This is a messenger RNA of Cryptotermes secundus, 2914 nucleotides long. Its product is annotated as glutamate receptor ionotropic, kainate 2. Gene Ontology annotation, biological process: monoatomic ion transport; modulation of chemical synaptic transmission; synaptic transmission, glutamatergic. Gene Ontology annotation, cellular component: plasma membrane; postsynaptic membrane. NCBI's taxonomy places the organism in Eukaryota, Metazoa, Arthropoda, Insecta, Blattodea, Kalotermitidae. Gene Ontology annotation, molecular function: glutamate-gated receptor activity; transmitter-gated monoatomic ion channel activity involved in regulation of postsynaptic membrane potential. Bases 78 to 2777 code for a protein of 899 amino acids. The transcript has 17 exons. The record is from RefSeq and is a predicted model, not a curated record.
CUAACUCCAGGGCCGUGCGUGUUUCUGAUGCCAGUUGUACGAGUGUUUGCGUCCGUGGUACCCGUGGUCCACAGACCAUGGCGGGCUCGAUCCUGUCCCUGCUGCUUGUCGUCAUACUGCCAGCAGUGCACCCGUUACCGCGUAGGGUGCCGAUAGCGGUGCUGUUCUAUCCGGAGGACCAACCCCUGCAGCACCUGGCACUGCGGUACGCGCUUCAGUACAUCUACGCAGACCCCGAGUUGCUUCCAGGAACAGAACUGUACGAGGUGGAGCUGAACAUGUCACAGGCCGACAGCUUCAGCACCGGCAAGCGAGUGUGCGGUGCCGUCAGUGAGGGUGUAGCAGCAGUGUUCGGGCCACGUGCCCCCGCCACUAUGGGAAUCGUCCAGUCCAUAUGCGAGACCCUGGAAGUUCCCAACCUGCAGAUCUACCCCGAGGUGCCAGAGGACAGAGGAAAAUGCCUCAUUAACCUGCAUCCUGAACAGGAGUCCGUAGCUCAGGCCAUCGCGGACGUUGUGCGGUUCCUGCGCUGGUCUUCCUUCACAGUUCUGUACGAGACGGACGAGGGACUGAUCCGCCUCCAGGAGGUCUUAAAGAGACACGGGCCGGGGGACCCACAGAUCGCUGUGCGACAGUUCCUGCCAGGCACUGAUCAGAGACAACUGCUGAAGGAGGUCAACGCGUCGAGCGAGUUCCGCAUCCUGCUAGACUGCUCCGUUGAACGCGUGCUUCCAUUGCUGCGGCAAGCGCGCGAGGUCAGAAUGAUGAGUGACUAUCACAGCUACUUCAUAACGUCAUUGGAUACUCACACGCUCGACCUGAGCGAGUUCCAGGCGAGUCACACUAACAUCACCCUCUUGCGGCUCGUGGACCCCGAAAACAUCACCGUGCAGCGUGUCGUCAGGUUCUGGACGGAGAAGGAACAGUACUACAAUAGGUCGCUCGGGGUGACGGCGCAAACAGUGCGGACGGAGACGGCGCUCAUGCAUGACGCUGUUUUCCUGUUCGCCCGGGCGUUGCACCGACUCUACUUCGAGCCCAAUGGAAGUUUUCAAGUGCAGUCCCUGGGAUGUGACGUCGGUAACAAGUGGGCCCACGGCUUCCGCCUCGCGAGCUACAUGAAGAUCAAUGAGGUAGACGGCAUGACCGGCAAGAUUCGCUUCGACACGUUCGGACGACGGAGCCAUUUCGAGCUGGGCGUAGUGGAAUACUUCGCGGGCAAGUUCCAAAAGGUGGGCUCGUGGGAGCUGGGUCGCGGUGUCGCCCGCACUCAGUCCGCCAGCAUAGAUGCGAUGGACAGACUGCAAAACAAGACGUUCCUCGUGUCGUCAAGGAUUGGCGAGCCUUUCCUGAUGCACAACAAGGAACCAGGAGAACAUAAGGACAACGAUCGCUACGUCGGCUACUCCAUGGACCUGAUGAAAGAGAUUGCCAAGGUAGAGCCCAACUUCCAGUUCGAGUUCAGACUAGUUCCGAACAACAAGCAUGGCGAACUCGUCGACGAUCUGAUUGCUAGGAGGACAGACCUCGCAAUCUGUGAUCUGACAAUAACACACGAGAGGGAGCAGGUGAUUGACUUCACGAUGCCUUUCAUGAACCUGGGUAUCAGCAUCCUCUUCAGCAAGCCUGUCAAAGAAGAGACACCCCUCUUCGCUUUCCUGAAGCCGUUCUCCAUCGACGUAUGGAUCUACGUGGCCACCGCAUACCUGGGGGUGUCCAUUCUGCUCUUCGUUCUCGCCAGGGUGUCACCGAAAGAAUGGACGAAUCCGCACCCGUGCAAAUCCGAGGCGACUGGAGGGUACCUGGAGACCAAUCUGACGAUGAGCAAUUGUAUAUGGCACAACUGUGGCUCAAUUAUGCAGCAAGGCUCCGAUAUUGCUCCGCAGGCUGUGUCCACUCGCAUGGUGGCCGGCAUGUGGUGGUUCUUCACCCUCAUCAUGUGCGCCUCCUACACCGCCAAUCUGGCCGCCUUCCUAACCCUUAACCGCUUGGAAGGGUCCAUCAGCAGCGCCGAGGAUCUGGCCAAGCAGCACAAGGUCAAGUACGGGACCAUGGCGGGCGGCUCCACUGCGAGCUUCUUCAAGAAUUCUAACGACUCCACGUACAAGCGAAUGUACACGACCAUGUCACAAUCACGGCCUAGCGUCUUCGUGAACAGCAACGAGGAAGGGGUGGAGCGAGUUCAAAAGGGAAAGGGACUAUACGCAUUCUUCAUGGAGUCCACCUCCAUUGAGUACCAGGUGGAGCGCAAGUGUGACCUGCAGCAGGUGGGGGGUCUCCUGGACUCGAAGGGUUACGGCAUCGGUAUGCCUGUCAACUCGCCGUACCGCACGAUGGUGAGUGGCGCAGUGCUGAAGCUUCAGGAGAAAGGAGUGCUUCAGGAGUUGAAGUCAAGAUGGUGGAAGGUGCAACAGGGCGGUGUGUCGUGCUCAGAGGAGGACGCCAAAGCCCCCACGGAGGAUAGCAACAAGCUUGGUCUCGCUAACGUGGGCGGCGUGUUCGUGGUGUUGAUCGCUGGGACGUGUGCCGCCUUUCUGAUGGCCGUUCUGGAGCUGCUGUGGAACUGCCGCAAGAUCGCCGUGCAGGAGAAGAUCUCGCCGUGCGAGGCGCUCCUAUCCGAACUGAAGUUCGCGAUGAACUGCUCGAACGCGAACAAGCCGGUGCGCAGGAAACUGGAGCAGGAAGAUGACGACGACGACGAAAACGCGAUGCCUGUGGGCGUCUCGGCUGGGUCCUUCGUCAGACUCGGCUUCGGGAAGCUGACACAGGCGGAGUAGCAUGUGUUGUGCCUUACUUCAUGUCACGGCUACUGGCCAAUGUGCUGAAUACAUUAACCGUUUAAAGCCCAGUGGUUGCUAUAUGUACCACCCGAUUUAACACACUAAAACGAUGCGUUCUGCCCACAGAGUGUAUC